AUGUUUCGCCGAGUACCUCACCCACAGACGAUCUUUCAUCUCGUUCCGCACAAGGACUCUCCCCGAGCAGUUCAGAUGCUCCUCCACCCGGACAAUCAGCAUUUUGUAUCUCUUUGCGAGAAAGGAACCAAGUUGGGCAAGGAGGACAAAUACGGUCUGGAGAUCGGCUAUCAUGUCUCGGCGAGGCCUCGUGCUCUGAUUAUAGUGGAAGUGGGAAAGAAUGCUGACCUUGUUAUGCCGGGAUCGAGCAUAUCUCAGGUCCACUUUUCUUUUGAGGUCCAUCCAGAAUCCCGUCAAAUCAUCUUCUUGGAUCGGUCUCGACUUCACAGCACUAAAAUAAAGCCAGAUGGUUGUCUUGCAGCCAAAAACGGAGUACGAAAUCAGCGCGAGAAAAUAGACCAAUUUGUCUUCCACUUGAUAGGGCUCAGGGAGCCGGACGAUCUGUUGCACGAGGUGGAGAAAGAAUCUCAGACGGUUCAAGCGCGGGGACAGAAUCCUCGUUGGGCUCGAACGGUAGACGCCGCACCUACAGAUCUUCCCACUUCAUACAACACCCGCCUUCAUACACCUGCCAUAGAAGCCGUCCAGCGGACGAUCGAUGUUGGACCGCUUGGAACCGGAGCCUUUGGUGAGGUGCGAAAAGCCGUGGACCGCGAUUCAGGAUGUUUCAUCGCCGUUAAAAAAAUCCGCCUGCCCCCGAGGAUUGAUUUUGCCGUGUCGAAGGAAGAGCUCCUAUUACGACGUGAAGUUAAAGUUCUCUCCAAUAUCUCUCACAAAAAUAUUGUCGAGUACCUAGGCUCGUCGGGCUGGGAUACUGGUACUGUGGAUAUUUACAUGAGCCUAAAACCGGGCAAUUUGUCCGAGUUGCUCGAAAGGUCUCCAAGCGUGCGGACUACUGACAAGGUCCUUUUGCGUCUGUUGCAGGACAUGCUCGAGGCUCUAGAUUAUCUAGCCUUUCGAGGUUGGAUAUAUCGAGAUGUGAAGCUGGAAAACAUUCUCUACACGCCGUUGGGCGACGACACAUACCUUUUCCAGUUAGCUGAUUUCGGCCUUGCAAAGUUUGCAAAGACGCACUGCGGCUCCCCUCUUUACAUGGCACCGGAGAUAAUGUACGGCGCACAUGAGCAGUCGCCCAAAAUCGACAUCUGGUCCCGUUUUGUCGUAAUCGGUGUUGUGGUGCGGGCAGGAGGGCUUCAUACAAGGCUGGCCAGAUACGAAGACGCUUUGAGGUGCGUUCGAGUUGCAGCCGUUAGAAUUGAAUUUCUCAGCCCCAUGGCACAGGAAUACCCUAGCAUGCAGGCCUCAGUGGCUCAGAUGCUCGUGAAAUGUUUUAAUGGCGAAGGAAUGAGUACGCCUCGGCAUCAAAUUGGGCCAAUCCCAGACCCAGAAAACGCCCCAGGCCCCGUGCGGCGUUCAGAACGACGCAGGUCUGCUCGAAAGCCCCGAGUCCCAUCCCUGAAAGCCCUCAGACCUGCAGUUCAUAAGCUGAAGCGACUCAAUAACAUGCCAUCCAAGAUCCCAGCGAAUGGCAGGUUACUUCGACGUGGUAUCUGUGCGAAAGCGUUGGACGAAAACGAACGGGUGGGGGGUGUUUUGGGGGCUACAACGAUUUACUUGAUAGACAGCCUACCAUAG
Exophiala spinifera is the source of this 1635-nucleotide messenger RNA. RefSeq lists its product as uncharacterized. Gene Ontology annotation, cellular component: autophagosome; cytoplasm. Gene Ontology annotation, molecular function: ATP binding; protein serine/threonine kinase activity. The record is from RefSeq and is a predicted model, not a curated record. The coding region runs from base 1 to 1635 and encodes 544 amino acids. NCBI's taxonomy places the organism in Eukaryota, Fungi, Ascomycota, Eurotiomycetes, Chaetothyriales, Herpotrichiellaceae. Gene Ontology annotation, biological process: peptidyl-serine phosphorylation; autophagosome organization; protein autophosphorylation. The transcript has 3 exons.